Messenger RNA from Anoplophora glabripennis (Asian longhorned beetle), 2680 nucleotides. RefSeq names its product serine/threonine-protein kinase PLK4. The record is from RefSeq and is a predicted model, not a curated record. The coding region runs from base 123 to 2588 and encodes 821 amino acids. Lineage: Eukaryota; Metazoa; Arthropoda; Insecta; Coleoptera; Cerambycidae. Gene Ontology annotation, molecular function: ATP binding; protein kinase activity. Gene Ontology annotation, biological process: protein phosphorylation. The transcript is spliced from 9 exons.
AUAAAAUAUAAUUAUUAUAUUGAUAAUAACUUGCAGUGCUAUUUGUCAGUGAAUACCAUUUAAGGAUAACGAAAUUCAUGUGUGCAAUUUAGUUGUAGUUUCUUGCUUUAUACUUGGAUAAAAUGACUUCGUUUGGAGAGAGAAUUGAGGAUUAUGAGGUGCAUAAUUUACUUGGAAAAGGAGGAUUUGCAUCUGUGUAUCGUGCAAGAUGUUUGAAAACAGGAAUAGAAGUAGCUAUAAAAAUGAUUGACAAAAAACUUAUGCAGGCUACUGGAAUGGUUAGUAGAGUAAAACAAGAAGUAUCGAUUCACUCACGGCUAAAGCACCCAUCAAUAUUAGAGUUAUUUAUUUGUUUUGAAGACAUAAAUUAUGUAUAUUUAGUUUUAGAGCUUUGCCACAAUGGUGAACUGCAGAAAUAUGUUAAGGAAAAGACACUUUCAGAAAGUGAAGUGAGUAGUAUAAUGAGACAAGUCGUAGAAGGUAUCAGAUACCUCCAUUCUCAUAAUAUACUACAUCGUGACUUGUCUCUGUCAAAUUUAUUGCUUACAAAAGAUAUGCAAGUGAAAAUAGCUGAUUUUGGUUUAGCCACUCAGUUAACCAGACCUGAUGAAAAACACAUGACGAUGUGCGGAACACCUAAUUUUAUAUCUCCUGAAGUAGCUUCUAGAGGGUCUCAUGGUCUCGAAGCCGAUGUGUGGGGAUUAGGAUGCCUCUUGUACACCCUGCUUGUUGGCUCACCGCCGUUUGAUACACCAGGAGUAAAAAGUACUUUGACAAAAGUGGUGAUGUCUUCGUAUUCUUUACCUAGUUACUUAUCGCCUGAAGCAAAGGAUCUUAUAAAUUCUUUACUGCAGAAAAACCCCAAGGAUCGAAUGAAAUUGGAACAAGUCCUGGAACAUCCCUUUAUAAAACGAGGCAGGGUAAUAACGUCACAUCUUACUCAUGACAGUGGUAUUCACACAAUGUCUAGCCGUAGGGAGAGUGCUUUCAGUGACAGUGCUUUACCUUUUUCUCACAACUUAUACUCGUCCCCAUGUGGCAGGAGGACGAACAGCGAUUGUGGCCCAUCAGAUAACUUAUUCCAAAGCGGACGGUUGACCCACAGCAUGGAACAGUUGAGAAUACAACGUUAUGAUGCCUUAUCUCGACAUACAGAUUUAAGAACUUGUUCUGACUCGUGUAGUAAUAGAAAUGAAAUGUCUCUGUUUUCAAAUGGAGAAUCUAACUUCGAACAGCCGAUGUAUAACAAAUAUAGUUGUCAGGAUUUGCCGCCCAGCGCAAGUCAGUGCAGCCAGAGAUAUUGUUCGCCGAUAGAGCCUGGAGGAGUUGGUAUCAUGAAUCACGUGAUACUCAGUUUACCUCCUACGAAUUCGCAUCAUUCAGAUGCACACCCCUAUUACAGUGAGGCUACGAGUAAUUAUACCAAUAAUUACGUACCUAGCUCUUACCCGCAAGAAGUGCUGAACCACAAACCUAUAUUAAACAGUAUAGAGAAUUGUCCGAGGCCUCCUGAACCAUUUUCCUGUCAACCGAAUAGAAUUGAGAAGCCGAAGAAUCAGGGACUAGUGCAACUCUGUUCCAAACGUUUAUUACCUACGCGACAUCAAACGAAGAACGCCAUACUUAGUAUUUUAGAAGACGGAGAAGUCUGCAUAGAAUUUAUCAAGAAACGAGGUCAGUUGAAGAGAGAGAUGGUCUGCGAGGUCAUGAAGAUAUCCUCUGAUGGUCUGAGGAUUAUUCUUUAUGAACCAGAGGGCGGUAAAGGGGUGCCGCCUUCUGACAAACCCCCUAUCUUACCUUCGCAGGGGGCGGAUAAAAUAUUCAGCAUCGAAAAUCUGCCGGAAAAGCACUGGAAAAAGUACAUGUACGCUUUUAAAUUUGUCGAUCUUGUUAGAGCAAAAACGCCGAAAGUAACGUACUAUACAGAUAAGGCGAAGUGUUUGCUAAUGGAGAAUUUGAUCGACUUCGAAACUUGCUUUUAUGAUGGUGCUAAGAUUACUCAGUCAUCAACCGAAGGUAUUACUAUUAUCGACGCAUCGGGUAACAAAUAUAAUUUUCAAACGGAACACGAGUGCAGAAAUCUGACGGGAACUCUUGACCUAUUAUGGAGCCAUUCCCAAGAUUCUCUUAACUAUUGUAAACUGUUGGAGAAAACUCUGUCCGAACUGCCACGUACAUCUUUUCCGGUAAUAGUCGGACGCAGGCCAGUUUUAGCCGGAUCUUCAGGCAAAGAAAAUCGACCACAAAGUGCAAUACCUUCGUUUACUGUUUCUAUUGACAGUUCAGCCCCAGGCACCUCGUUUGGAAACAGUAGCAACGUGAGGGAGAAAAGGGUUGCAAUUCCUGGGGUAGGUAUAGCGUUUCAGUUGCCGAACGGCGAGGUGCAAGUCCGCUACCAAGACGGGUCUCAACUCUGGGUGGACGGUAAACACCACAUUCGGUACCAGUAUCCCGAAGGCCAUACUGUGAAUUACACGGAUACGGAAAGUAUUCCUCAUCCGGUAAUGGAAAAACUGCAUCACAUGCCGAGGGUACUGAAGCAUUUAAUGCCCAGUGUGGUAACUCAGAAGAUUCAUAAUUUGAGGUGAUUUUCUCGAUUGUUACGUUUAGUUAAGUGAAAAGAUACUCGAAAUUGCUUAUUUAUUUAUUCAGUAAUUUGUUGUGUAUAUAAUAAAUUAUA